Molecule: messenger RNA, 1188 nt
Organism: Amphiprion ocellaris (clown anemonefish)
Lineage: Eukaryota; Metazoa; Chordata; Actinopteri; Pomacentridae
Gene: sbds
Product: SBDS ribosome maturation factor
Exons: 5
Coding region: 8-757 (249 amino acids)
Biological process (GO): cytosolic ribosome assembly; ribosome biogenesis
Source: RefSeq, a predicted model, not a curated record
CUCAAAAAUGUCGAUAUUUACACCCACGAACCAGAUCCGGCUGACGAACGUGGCGGUGGUUCGGAUGAAGAAAGGAGGGAAGCGUUUCGAAAUCGCCUGUUACAAAAAUAAAGUUAUGAGCUGGAGAUCAGGAGCAGAGAAAGAUCUGGAUGAAGUCCUGCAGACAAAUUCUGUCUUCGUUAAUGUCUCCAAAGGUCAGGUGGCCAAGAAGGAUGAUUUGACCAAAGCUUUUGGGACAGAUGAUCUGACAGAAAUCUGUAAACAGAUUUUAGCCAAAGGAGAGCUUCAAGUGUCAGACAAGGAGAGGCAGAGUCAGCUGGAGACGAUGUUCAGGGACAUUGCGACUAUUGUGGCAGAGAAGUGUGUGAACCCCGACACCAAGAGGCCGUACACGGUCAGCCUGAUCGAACGGGCCAUGAAGGACAUCCACUACUCCGUCAAGGCCAACAAGAGCACCAAGCAGCAGGCUCUGGAGGUGAUCCGACAGCUGAAGGAGACGAUGGAGAUCCAGAGAGCCCACAUGAGGCUGCGGCUGGUGCUGCCGGCCAAAGAGGGCAAGAGGCUGAAGGAGAAGCUGAAGCCGCUGCUGCAGGUCGUGGAGAGCGAAGACUUUGACGAGGAGCUGGAAAUGGUGUGUCUGGUGGAUCCCGGCUGCUUCAGGGAGAUCGAUGAGCUGAUCCGCUGUGAGACUAAAGGCCGAGGCUCUCUGGAGGUGCUGAGUCUGAAGGAUGUGGAGGAGGGAGAUGAGAAGCUAUAGUCACCAUUCAGUCAACCCUCUGCACCUUGUCCACAUUAACACGCUUCACCGGGACACACAAGCUCCUGUAAAAGACUCUAUUCAUGCUCUGAUUCAAAAGGCAUUCAAAUUGUUCAAAGGAUUAAUCUGACAGAAAAUGGGAGUGGAAUAUAUUUUUGAAAAAUAAUUAAAUUUUAUCAUAUAUCCCUAAACCUAAAGAUCAGUAAACACGUGUGAGCUGUUUCUUCUUUUAUUUAUUCCAUUUUUUAAGUGCGACAAUUAGCAGAGCCUCUGGAAAAUGUUCUUUCUGCGUUCCAUCAGCUUUUGUGUGCCGUGCUGUCGUUCUCAGCAUCCCAAUAUUAUGGAGAAUUACUUUAACCAAAUAAUUUAUAUUUUGUUGUAAUGUAUGCAUUUGCUUUAUGGCAAAUAAAUAAUAAAUAUUACAGAAAAUC